CAGGAGAGGAUGAGAGAGGCGCGUGGGCGGGAACUAGACCCUAGCUGGAGUAGAGCAUCCCUGACCGCGGCUCGGCUAACGGCUAGAAAAGCGUCUCCAGGCUGAUGCUGAGUCAGGUACAGGUGGAGGCACAUCCUGUUUGGGUUGGACCCUCCAGAAAUCAUGGAGGAGCUGGAACAUACCUGUCCACUGCCACGAACGACUCUUAUAGAACCAGCCAUAUUUACCCCGGAGACAAGCUGUGAGUGUCGGGCUCCACAUGAGAAGCUGUCUGUAGAGCAAGCUCGACGUGGAACGCCUGUGGACCGGCCGGUGCGAAUCUAUGCAGAUGGCAUCUUCGAUCUUUUUCAUUCUGGUCACGCUCGUGCCCUGAUGCAGGCUAAGAAUCUCUUCCCUAACGCCUACCUUAUUGUUGGAGUAUGUAGUGAUGAACUCACUCACAAGUACAAGGGCUUCACCGUAAUGACAGAAGACGAGCGGUACGAGGCAUUGAGACACUGCCGCUACGUUGAUGAGGUUUUGCGCGAUGCGCCCUGGACUCUGACCCAAGAGUUUUUAGAAAAACACAAGAUUGACUUUGUGGCGCAUGACGACAUCCCAUACUCCUCUGCUGGAUCUGAGGACGUGUACCAGCAUAUUAAGGAGGCAGGUAUGUUUGUGCCCACUAAAAGGACAGAAGGGAUCUCAACGUCUGACCUGAUCACACGGAUAGUGAGAGACUAUGACGUGUACGCUAGACGCAACUUGCAAAGGGGCUACACCGCUAAAGAACUGAACGUCAGUUAUAUUAAUGAAAAGAAGUACCGUCUGCAGAAUCAGGUGGACAGGAUGAAAGAGAAGGUGCGGACGGUAGAGGAGAAGUCCAAGCACUUUGUGUAUAGAGUGGAGGAGAAGAGCCAUGAUCUUAUCCAGAAGUGGGAGGAGAAAUCACGAGAGUUCAUUGGGAACUUCCUGGAGCUCUUUGGCCCAGAUGGGACAUGGAAGCAAAUGCUUCAGGAACGUAGUGGACGUAUGAUCCAGGCGUUCUCUCCACGCUGCUCACCCAGCAACAGCCCACCGAGGGACUAUUCCCCAUCACGCUCUCCAUCACCUCCAUCCCGCUGGGCCAUGCCCAGAACCUCACCGCCCACGUCCCCGAAGGGCGCCUCGGCCUCCAUCAGCAGCAUGAGCGAGGGUGACGAGGACGAGAAGUGAGGAAUAAACCAUCACACACACACACACACAAUAGACUGCACUUUACCCACAAACACACACGCAUUAAGAACGAUGACAGGUCAGCUACCCUCAUGGGAAAAUGUAAAGUACUGUACACAGCACAGGGUUGUUAAAGUCCUGUUUAGUUAUGCUGGUAUUACAACAAAUAUUUGAAAGCCAUUGCAGCCCUGAACAGAUCCUGAGAGAAGAUUUAAAUUCAAAUUGAGGGGGGAUUCACUGAAUGAACUGCAGCCACUAUUAGUGUCUUUUCUUUGCACAUACUAUUUGUUGUUUUAGCACCCAAAUUGUUAAAAAAUAUGAACAUCAACAGGAAUGAGCAUAUCAGUAUUAUAACGGUUAUUGGCCGUUAUAUUUAAUUGUUCUUGCUUGUUCAGUUGUUUGGUUUCCCGUAUUUUUAAAAUCGUCCAACAUUCACUUAAAAUUCAUCUUUAAACCCACUGAUAAUUGAAUAACACUGUUUUUACCAAAUCAUAUAAUUACCAAAUUAAAAUAAUUAUCCAU
Molecule: messenger RNA, 1716 nt
Organism: Sinocyclocheilus grahami
Lineage: Eukaryota; Metazoa; Chordata; Actinopteri; Cypriniformes; Cyprinidae
Product: choline-phosphate cytidylyltransferase B-like
Exons: 8
Coding region: 163-1194 (343 amino acids)
Biological process (GO): CDP-choline pathway
Molecular function (GO): choline-phosphate cytidylyltransferase activity; phosphatidylcholine binding
Source: RefSeq, a predicted model, not a curated record